AGCGUCGCAAGUGGCCAUGGCCCGGGCGCUGGCAGGUCUGGCCGCGGGCUUGCAGGUCCCCCGGGCCGUCCCCAGCCCGGACUCGGAUUCGGACACAGACUCAGAGGAUCCGAGUCCCCGGCGCAACGCGGGUGGCCUGCUCCGAUCGCAGGUCAUCCACAGUGGACACUUCAUGGUAUCAUCACCGCACAGCGACUCGCUGACCCGGCGGCGCGACCAGGAAGGGCCUGUAGGGGUUUCCGACUUCGGGCCACGCAGCAUCGACCCCACUCUCACCCGGCUCUUCGAGUGCUUGAGCCUGGCCUACAGUGGGAAGCUGGUCUCCCCCAAGUGGAAGAACUUCAAAGGCCUCAAGUUACUCUGCAGAGACAAGAUCCGUCUGAACAACGCCAUUUGGAGAGCCUGGUACCUGCAGUGUGAGUGGGUCUUGCCCCAGCCAGAGGAUCCCGUGUGGGGGAGCGGGGCUGGAGGGGUCAAAGUCAGGGCCAGGGCCAGCAGAAUAUUGCUGACCUUAUAGGGAGACCAGGCACCCAGCACUAGGACCCCUGAAUGGCUUCUGAGCUUCCAGAGGGUCUUGGGGAGAAGACGCCACCCUGGGAAGUACUAAGGUGCUUAGUGCUUAGUGCUGAGGGAUCAGCUCAAGAUCCAUUGUGCAUUCCGAAUGCCAUAAUGAGGGGAUUUUGAACACCAUCUGAGCUGGGCGCCAGUGGCUCAUGCCUGUAAUCCCAGCUACUCAGGAAGUGAUCAGAGGGAUCAUGGUUCAAAG
Messenger RNA from Castor canadensis (American beaver), 766 nucleotides. The record is from RefSeq and is a predicted model, not a curated record. NCBI's taxonomy places the organism in Eukaryota, Metazoa, Chordata, Mammalia, Rodentia, Castoridae.